UCAGCCCGCAAUAUUUUAGUUCCAAGGGCCAUAUGAGAGUGUCACAAUGGGCCCUCUAUCAGCCCGUUCCUAGUUUGGUCCGAAUAUAAUUUUAUUGAAAAACAAAUAUUUGUUUAAUUCUGGAGGGAUAGGAUUAUGAGCGAAAAUUGAAACAUGAAGAAGAAAAAGCAGCAGAAGGCCAAGAGAGAAGCGAAAGGGUCAGCAGCAUCAGUAUGUGCUGCAGAGGCGUUUGGUAUCCAUCUGAUCUGCGGGCUUGGAUUGGCAGUCGCCUUCUGGGCGGCUCGUAAUUUUUACUCCAUCAAUCUCAUCUCAAAUCCUUCUCUCACCCUCCGUCUGAUCUGGGUGAUUGAGUGUCCGAUUGUGAUCCUUCUUUACAGUCAUUAUCGACGGAACCGUCAAAAAUGCUCCUACUUGAAAGCCGUUGGGCGUGGCUUAAUGGGACUCCCCGUUGGGGCUCUGGUAAAUGCUUUCGGAGCAAUAGCAUUGGGUGCGCCUGUUGGCAUCAAGUAUUUACCAAAGACCAUUAAUUGGUCUCUUAUGAUGUCACUGUUCACCGUUGUGCCUGCCACUUCUGUUUUUGGUUCGUCAUGGGCAGAUUGGCAACGCAUAUUUGCCCAUACAAAGCCAAUUGAACCUAUAGAUUAUAUGAUUUGUAUACCUGCACAUGGAGCUAUUAUUGGAGCUUGGUUUGGGGCUUGGCCAAUGCCACUUGACUGGGAAAGGCCGUGGCAGGAAUGGCCUAUAUGUGUGACUUAUGGAGUCAUUGCUGGAUACCUGGUUGCAAUGGUGGCAUCAUCUGGCUUUGUACUGUUGCGCGGUACAUCACAACGUGUCAAAGGAGAUUAACGAGCAGGAUGCCUUAUUUGUAUUAUUUCAAUUGACAAGUUCAUAUGUACCCUUUUGUCAUUUUCUUUUCCUUCAUUUAACAAUUUUUUUUUUUUUUUUUGGGGGGGGGGGGGGGGGCGGCAUGUAUUGGAAUUGGAACAUUGUUCACUGUCUUGAGUCUUCAUUCAGUGAAUAUACCUUCUUGCUCCACAAUUUUUUAGUGUGUUAUCGAUUUAUAUUUCCUUCCAAAGAAGGCAAUAUGCUUAUAAUUA
Ziziphus jujuba (common jujube) is the source of this 1097-nucleotide messenger RNA. RefSeq names its product PIGF/3-ketodihydrosphingosine reductase fusion protein. The record is from RefSeq and is a predicted model, not a curated record. Gene Ontology annotation, biological process: GPI anchor biosynthetic process. The transcript has 8 exons. Gene Ontology annotation, cellular component: endoplasmic reticulum membrane. NCBI's taxonomy places the organism in Eukaryota, Viridiplantae, Streptophyta, Magnoliopsida, Rosales, Rhamnaceae. Bases 154 to 846 code for a protein of 230 amino acids.